UAUACACUUCCGAUGGAGAUGUCUGUGCGAUCCAAUCUAGAGGCUUCUAGAUACGAGAUAUCACCUUGAUGGUCAACAACUUGAUCCCAAAAAUGAACCAAAUGUAUACUAAUUCACAAGUUCUCCAAGCUCCAGAAACCGUUGCAAAAGCUUGCCCGUUAUGCAUCAAAAGACCCACUUGAAAUCUGGUGGUCUCCAGGACAACUCUUCCCCCCAAGCUAAGCUUUAUUAUCUCAUCAACACGAAUCGUCGACCUCUGUCUACACUAGUCUCCGGCACCGUCGCUGGACAACCAGAUGGUAGUGAAAAAUUCAUGUCUGUAUUAAGAGUUUGAAGAAAACCCUACGUAGGCACUUGAAUUAUCUAGGGAUUCGGUAAACUAUUCCUCCUUGGUAACCCAUACUUCAUCCUCGAUUUCUACAUCACAACAACUUAAGGUACCUAUAAGAGGUUUACAGGUUGAGGCCAACAAGCUACCGUAGGCUCUACUGAUUCUGCUCAAUUCAGUCAAGCCUAAUCUUUAACCAUAUAAGCUGGUGGUUGCCUCUUUUCGAGCGAAUGGAAAAGCUUUGAAAGUGCUGCCUCUGUAAGUUCCUGAAGUUUAUGGCUCAAUUGGUCAUACACACCUUCGCCAUUGAUCCGAUUUCCUUGCAGGUCUGUUUUGCCCCAUGACUUCAUUCCAACCACUUCUGCUCUCUGGUACAGACCAGAGUCUAGAUCUUCGAGUGGGAACGUCCAGAAAAAGAAACCUGUUCCCUGACAUCAGGUCUGAUGUUGAAGAUGUAUUUGUCAAUAUAGGAUUGGCGUAGCUGGAUGGGCAGCCCCACAGUUUUUCUAUGGCACACCGUUAAAUGCCAAUAUUGAAUUGGCAUUGAUGGGCGAUUUCCCUGCUGAGUUCUAACGGUGAUGCUAGAUUAAAA
This is a messenger RNA of Sclerotinia trifoliorum, 920 nucleotides long. The record is from the annotation of a GenBank genome assembly. NCBI's taxonomy places the organism in Eukaryota, Fungi, Ascomycota, Leotiomycetes, Helotiales, Sclerotiniaceae.